UAUUUACAGUACUGGUCGUGUUUGUGAUAGCCAUAUGGGGGAAAAGAAGCAGCCCAUUCGUGCAGUUUCUACAGUUUUCAGAGGGUGUUGGAGGUUGCAUCGUCCCUCUUUUGGCAAACCCUUUCCUGGCGCCAACAAAAUAUGUAGACAUUGAAAAUAAUGGAACAUAUUCCAACAUGUCUAAUGCAAGUUCUGGACCAGACAAUGCAUCAAUGGUUGUGGAGACUACUGAAACUAACUUUCUCAUAAAAGAAAACAAUGAUAUAACGGAGUCCAGUGUCAAGUAUGCUUACCUUAUUGUAGCUGUGUACUAUGGGGUAGUGGGUCUGCUUUUCUUUCUUAUUGCUAUCAAAAUGAAAACAAUUCGUGCUUUGAGACAAGAUGCCAAAACACUGAACAAUGAGCAACCGACAGAGUCAACUAAGGCACCACUUAAUAAACGCUAUAGGGUCAAAAUGCUGUUCUUGGUUACUUUGAUCUUUUACGCACAUGGUGGAGUUCAAAUAACCCUUAAUGGACUUAUAACGACUUUCUCCGUUGAAGGACUCCAAUGGACAAAAUAUCUUGGAACAUCUAUAGCGUCGGUUUCUGGAGGUGCAAUUACCCUUUCAUGUCUACUCGGAACUUUUGCAACUAAGAUAUUGUCGCAAUCCCAAAUGAUAUCAAUACAGCUAUUGAUCAUGCUCUUGUCAAUGGUCACUAUGGUAGUGUUUGUUCAGAUGCACACUUAUGUUUUAUGGGUGACAGUCAUUUUUACUGGAUUAUCAAGUGGCAGUAUGAAUGCUUCAAUAUAUUCCUGGCUCCAAGAGAAUGUGAUGCCAGUAACGGGUAUAGUAGUAAGCUGCAGUAUGGUUGGUAAAUCAGUGAGUGCGAUGACAGUGCCCCUGUUGGCAGCUGCUCUAAUGGAGAACGUACAUUUCAUGUGGUUUACGUAUCUGCUACUUGGUAUUGUUGUUUUGUUGGGGGUGAUAGCCAUAUGCAUAUAUGCAUCUUUUAAAGUUCAUAUGAAUAACCAAAACGCACAAUGUGCUGUCGUGACAUAAAUCUUUCAUUUCCUUUUAAAAUAUAUUGCAGAUCGUUAAGCAAAUUGAACGCCCGUUUUUGAGGUUGCCUCUGCCUGUUAAUAUUAUAUAUCAAUAGAUUAAGCUUGUAUUCGCGAAUGCAACUAACGGCUGACGGCUAUCGGAUUAACCUACUAUUUUAUGGCCCACUCAUUUAAAUAUGAAUGGAAUAAUGGCAGGUAUUAUUCAUAUUUAAAUGAGUUGCCCAUAAAAUUGUAGGUCAUUCUCGAUACAAGCUGAGUACAGGGUGUUCAAAAAACUCUAUCUUUAGACCAUGUAGUAUGCAUAAUUGUAGUUUGGCCAUGCCCUGAUAAUUCAGUGGCCGUGCCUUAAUAAAUUCUAAACUCUACAGCUCUAUUAUGUUUCAUCACAUAACUUGUUAACGGGCACGGGAAACAAUUCUAGAGUCUUGUUGAGCUUGCCAUCACAAGAUACCGUGAUGCAGAGGGGGAGAAACUCCAGGAUUCAAAGAUAACAUACGCUUAUAAUGUAAAUCUGUAUUGAGAUGACAUCGUCGCUGAUUGGUUUAGCGAGUCGAUCGUUCAUUGGUUUAAAACUAGGUCAAAUCGAAAACUUUGAAAACCAAGAUGGAG
Messenger RNA from Owenia fusiformis, 1654 nucleotides. NCBI's taxonomy places the organism in Eukaryota, Metazoa, Annelida, Polychaeta, Sabellida, Oweniidae. The record is from the annotation of a GenBank genome assembly.